Stegastes partitus (bicolor damselfish) is the source of this 3585-nucleotide messenger RNA. It is a transcript of the gene vps51, whose product is annotated as VPS51 subunit of GARP complex. The coding region runs from base 265 to 2769 and encodes 834 amino acids. The transcript has 11 exons. Gene Ontology annotation, cellular component: membrane; EARP complex; GARP complex. Gene Ontology annotation, biological process: lysosomal transport; retrograde transport, endosome to Golgi; endocytic recycling. Lineage: Eukaryota; Metazoa; Chordata; Actinopteri; Pomacentridae. The record is from RefSeq and is a predicted model, not a curated record.
CCGGAUAGGCUGCAAACCCGGAAGUAAUACGGCUUCCAGCAAGCUGCUUGUGUGUCACAGAAAUUAUGAUAUUCUGUGAUUAUUUAUGCUGAAACUCUUCGUUAUUUAAAGCAGUCAGCUGAGCUAAACAGACAUUAGUCGUUUUGGGGCACGAAGGGACCGUUUUCCGGUCGUGCUUGUUUGUUGUCGCCUGUGAGCCGGACGUCCGUCGUCUGUGUUUACCGUCGUUUCGCUUGUUCGUCUGUCAGCUGGCCGGAGUUCAGGAUGGACGGUGAGGCUGACGGCUCGGUGGCGGCGUCUGAGGACCCCGGGAGGAGGCGAAGGGUGCACGGCAUGCUGAAGCUGUACUACGGGCUGAACGAGGAGGGAAAGGCCCCGGAGCAGCCCGAGUCUCUGGAUCCCUGCGACAUCAACGGGCCGCAUUUCGACCCGGAGCUCUACCUGAACAAGCUCAGAAGGGAGUGCUCUCUUGCGGAGUUGAUGGACCAGGAGACCUGUAUGGUGAAGCAGAUCCGCUCUCUGGACAGUGACAUGCAGACGCUGGUGUAUGAAAACUACAACAAGUUUAUUUCUGCUACAGACACCAUAAGAAAGAUGAAGAAUGACUUCAAAAAGAUGGAAGAUGAAAUGGAUUGUCUGUCCGCUAACAUGGCAGCCAUCACUGACUUCAGUGCUCGGAUCAGCGGCACUCUUCAAGACCAGCACACACAGAUAACAAAACUGUCAGGGGUUCACACUCUGUUGAGGAAGCUUCAGUUUCUGUUUGAGCUGCCUGCGAGGUUAAAUAAGUGCCUGGAGCUGCAAGCCUAUGCUCAGGCAGUGAGCUCCCACCGCCGUGCCCGCUGUGUGCUGCAGCAGUACAGCCACCUGCCCUCCUUCAAGGGAAUUCAGGAUGACUGUCAUGCCAUCAUGGACAAGCUGGCACAGGAGCUUCGACAGAAGUUCAGGGAUGGUGGGUCAAGCGCCAAAGACUUAUCAGAGUGUGUGGAGCUGCUUCUACAAUUGGACGAGCCGGCAGAAGAGCUCUGUGAUAAAUUCCUGAGCCAUGCACGGUCUCGCCUCGAGUCAGACCUCCAGGGCCUGGAAGCAGAGAUAAGACCAUAUCCAGCCACGUCAACCUUGAAAGAUGCAUCUGCACGCAGGUCAUCCUCCACUGCUGCUGUCGGAUCUCCGACUGAUAGCUCCCCUAAAACAAGCUCUCUUCCUUCUCCCUCCUCAAACACUGACAUCCUGGAGUUCAUAGACAGAGGCUGCAAUGAGUUUGUGAGCAGCUUAUGUUUAGUAAUUACGUCCUAUCAAGAACUGUUUAUUAAUCACGCUCAAAAAGGUGAGCUAGCAUCCAAAAAUAUUCCUCAGAUGGCGAAUGGCAAGCUGCACACCUUUGUGGAUGAUCUUGCUGCUCGGUACUUCUCGCUUGUGGAGCGGAGGAUACAGGAGGAGAAAGGCGUUGGAGAUAACUCCCUCCUGGUUCGCGCACUCGACCGCUUCCACCGCAGGCUGCAGGCUGUGGCCAAGCUGCUGCCAGGCUCAGCAGUACCAAACCAAGGGACUGAGAUUGUGGUACGGGCGGCGACAGAGCGGGUCAAGCAGUACCUCUGCGCUCUGCAGAGCUUCUACAUGGACAGCCUGACGGACGUGAGGCAGGCCCUGGCGACACCUCGGCUCUCUGUGGCUGGUGCUUCAGUGGCUGGAGGCGGAGCUCAUCUCGGGGGUCCGGCCUCUGGGAGAGACGCUCCGACCAGCCUGCCAGAGCUGCUCUCCUCCCUGUCGGCCUCGAUUCUCAAUCAGAUUAAAUCAGUGUUGGCGUCAGUGCAUCUCUUCACAGCGAAGGACAUUACGUUCUCCAACAAGCCGUACUUCAAGGGGGAGUUCUGCAGCCAGGGUGUACGUGAGAGCCUGGUGGUGAGCUUUAUCAAGUUCGUGUGUCAGUCUUCUCGCCAGUUUUGUGAAAGCGCAGGAGACAAAGGAGGUUCGACUCCUCCAGCCCUUCUGUUGCUGCUGUCUCGCCUCUGCUUGGACUACGAAACCUCGACCAUCUCCUACAUUCUGACGCUCACAGACGAGCAGUUCCUUGUGCAGCACCACAGUCCUGUAACUCCUGUCACCACUCUGUGUGCAGAAGCCAGGGAGGCAGCACAGAAACUACUCAACCAUUAUGUCAAGGUUCAGGGCCUGAUUAUCUCCCAAAUGUUAAGAAAGAGCGUCGAAACACGAGACUGGGUGAACACCAUCGAGCCACGAAAUGUCCGUGCUGUGAUGAAGCGAGUCGUAGAGGACACCACCUCGAUUGAUGUGCAGGUGGGUCUUCUGUAUGAAGAAGGUGUGAGGAAGGCGCACAGCAGUGACUCCAGCAAAAGGACUUUCUCCGUCUACAGCAGCUCCAGGCAGCAAGCUCGCUACGCUGCCAGCUACACCCCAAGUGCUCCCAUGGAUACCAAUCUGCUGAGCAACAUACACAAGCUGUUUUCCGAGAGGAUUGACAUCUUCAGCUCAGUGGAGUUCAACAAGGUCUCCGUGAUGACGGGAAUCAUCAAAAUCAGUUUAAAGACUUUCCUGGAGUGCGUCCGCCUGCGCACCUUUGGCCGUUACGGGCUGCAGCAGAUCCAGGUUGACUGCCACUACCUGCAGAUGUACUUAUGGCGCUUCGUCUCCGACGAGAACCUCGUUCACUUCCUGCUGGAUGAGAUCGUGGGGAGCUCCGCCCACCGCUGCCUGGAUCCGGCCCCGAUGGAGCAGAGCGUGAUCGAAGUCAUCUGUGAAAGAGGUUGAAACUUGAAGUGCAAAACAGCAGAAUUACAGAAAACACUGGAAUCAUGCAUCCAGUCCAAACACUUUUCCUGCUACAUUUACUAAUGUUAAAAUUCAGAUUAUACUGUGAAAAUGUUGUACACACUCGAUUAAUGCUGUCGUAUUUGUUGGAAAUCAGCUGAACCUUAAUGAUUACAAUUCUCAUGAUCUAAAAUAUGAAACUGCAUCAACAGAUAUUAACUUUUGGGUUUGACACAGGAACAGCACUGUUACCGCUCCAAACAUAUCAGUAAUUCUUCUAACUAAAAAUUAAACCACAACAACACUCGGCUCUUAUUCUGAUAAGAAACUGAAGUCACUGACUGACGGUGAAUUCACAUCCCAGACCCUGUAAUCAAAGCCCACAUGAGCCUGAAGUUCUUUGGUUUAAUAUUAAAGCUGUCAUUUACAAACCAUAAAAUCCAGCAGAAUAAAUCAUUUUACCUGCUCUGAAAGGACAGAUAGAAACACAUGAAUUAAUCAGCAGACAAGCCGAACUGUUUUAGCACAUCGUCCCCUCGAAGGAAACUUGUUGGAUGUGAAAACGGAAUAUUAAUGACUAAAGAGAAAAGCUGUGUCCUGUGGAAGUCUCAUGUAUUAAUAAAUCUUUUGAAGGGGGUCUUUUUGCUGAAUAAUUUGAAUGUCCUCUGAUUAUAUAAUCUAUAUGUAACACUACCUGAUUUUUGCCUUCGGUUGAUUCUCGGUUUUCUGUGCUCACCUGCACGGACGCAUAGUAUGUUGAGGAACGGUUUAAUAGUUUGUCCUAAAAUAAAAGUGUAUGAAUGUGGGAUUCAAAAA